AUGGCCCGGUCUGAAGGGACCUCGGAAGGUCCGGCGUAUUUGCAGCGGCGGCCCCCUCCAAUCUUGAGGACAUCAUCCGUAAACGGUGGUCAUGUGAGGAGUAGGGCCUUUAAAAAGCCUGCUUCGCAGGCAUUGAUGGACCGGCUGCUGCCGGAAAAGAGCAUCUCCGCCCUCCACUCUCGACAACAGGACCUCUACUGCACCGCCGCCCCCAAAAGAAAGAAGCAGCGCCAGCGCAGAAGGAGCAGCCCAAGGCCACGAAGGCAGGCAAAGGGAAAAGGGGAGAAGGGAAUAAGAAGUCCCCUUCGGCCCCUACCUCACAGGCGGGAGCCCAGCGCUGCUCCAGCGCCCGCCCAAGCUCCUGUAAGGGAAGAUGCCCUGCUGCCUUCUACCACACCCUCCAACGAGCCAUGGAAGAAGGUGGUUGGCAAGAAGCACGAAAGGGGAAAAAAAGCCAGCGGAAGCUGUUUACACGUGGGGAGACGUACGAGUCCGUGCUGCGACGGGCUCGUGCCAAAUAUCGACCCCGUGCAACCGGAGGUGAAACCCGAUCUCGACGAUUCGGUCACCCAAGAGGAGGUCGUGGGGCAGCAGUCGCGGCGUUGGGGAGCUGCGACAUCGCAGCCAAUUACAAGGCCGCGCCAUAAGACCUGGCCGUGGGGGCAUGGGCAGCUUUGCGAGCUGGAGUGCCACAGGUCGUGGCUGCACAGGCCAUCCUGGCGAAGUGACGCCUCCCCGGUUGGUUUCAGCUCUGCGGUUGGCGGGGCUCUUGAGGACGAGCCGAUGCGAUGA
Messenger RNA from Danaus chrysippus (African queen), 792 nucleotides. Lineage: Eukaryota; Metazoa; Arthropoda; Insecta; Lepidoptera; Nymphalidae. The record is from the annotation of a GenBank genome assembly.